Messenger RNA from Scatophagus argus, 4382 nucleotides. RefSeq lists its product as uncharacterized. The transcript has 3 exons. NCBI's taxonomy places the organism in Eukaryota, Metazoa, Chordata, Actinopteri, Scatophagidae. Bases 591 to 1256 code for a protein of 221 amino acids. The record is from RefSeq and is a predicted model, not a curated record.
UUUUCUCUUCCUUAUAUUGAAAUAAGGCAUAUAUCUCCCAUGUAAGCCUUAUACUGCUAUACGUUAUAGAGCAGAACGACGUGGUUCAGAUGGCUGACAGUACAUUACAUGAUCACACACUGACUGGUUAAGGUCUUUACACUCAGAUUUCGAUGGCCUUGUUAUCCAAUAUGACUUUUAAUAUGACUUUUAUUUUGAUUCUUAGUUUUUUUUCAACAGAAUAUUGGGACACAGGCUGUGCAGAUUCCUAAACCUGUUGUGCAAAUUGUGUCUCCACGUUUAGGCCACACGGUCGACGCGCCAGCACGGCAAACAGGUCGUGUCUCCACUCUUAAUAACCUUUUGAAAUAUUUUAUAACAGUUUCAGUGUAUGACUAGCAUUUAGCAAAGAACAUGCCCCUCAUAUUCCAAACCACCCUCCUGAUUUCUGUAAAAGAUAGACAGGAACAUGGGCAGGAUGUUUAUACAGCAAAAUGUAAACAUUUUCCCUGGCCUUCUUUAAAUAAAAAAAAUCAAGCAAAAGCCCCGUUUAGAUCAGCUAAUACUCAAUCUGAUGCGAUAUGCCCGUCUGCUCGCAGCGUCUUGUGUAGAUGUUGGACACUUUUACACAUGAGUAUUAUUUGUGCAAUGCAGUCAUAAUAUUUACGCAGGGACGCAGGAGGAGUGAGGUGGAAGCUCUGCCGUACUGCAAGCACAGAAACUCGGACGGGGACUUGAGAUCGACUCCUGCAGGCAGUUUACCAUGGAACAAUCCAGGAAUUAAGGAAGAUUCAGGCCCACAAAGAGAGUGGGAGCCUUUUUUGGUACCCCACCCUGCAGCCCUGCACACCUCCCAGGGCCGGUCCAUCAUGGUCUGUCUGAUGCAGGGACAGACAUCAAUAACAAGAGCUGAAGCAGAAACCACAGUGAAGAAAAAGAAAAGAGAGAGGGGAGGCAGGCGCAGGCCACAACAGGCUCCGCUUCAGGCUGGAGUGGGCAGGCGUGCGGCUUUGGCCACAGGAAGUUGUGAAUUCUUUGGAGAAUGGAAGAUGUCUUAUGGGGAGACAUACUGGCCCCCCACCCCACCCACUCGCCAUCCCAAAAUGACACCUGACCCCUUCAUGUGUUUAUAUCAGGUCAUGGAAGUGAGAAAUAGUGAUGAGUCACUCUGGCUGUGUGUUUACACUCCAGAGUCACGCAAGGAAGGAAAUCAGCCACGGUCUGCUAAAAGUGGCGAGGUGAGAGAGAAUAGCUGCAGUCCACCAGAGCUGCAGUGAUUUACCUCUUCGGGUCAGAAUUUAUUUCACGUCAUCUCUGCUGCAAAAGACACUCGACCAACAGAAAACAGCAACUUUAGACUGCUGUCGAGGGAAAAGGCGAUUCUGAUUGCCUCAAGGGCUGAGGCAAGAUGUAAAAAUGAGCAUAAAAAGCAGGAUGAUUCAUCGAGAGAACAUGUGAACUUUAAAAAUUCUUAUGAGAUACACAGUGUUCAUUGCAUCCAGUUGCUUUCUUAUCAAGACAGGUCAAACACACUUCACUGUCACAGGAUGAAAACCUGUAGCUCCACACACUGAAUGUUUCUUCAGCUCAGAAAACAGUUUUCAGCUUGAUGAAAGCACAUUUCACUUUGGAGUUCAUGGUGAAAUGUUUUCCCUUUUUCUGAGCUAUAAGGAGACCAUCUAAUUGCUCACAUUUAAAGAUAAAAAUCACUAACUUCAAUUAUGUUUACUCAUGAUAAGCACUCAGCAGUAAUGCCAGAUUCUGCACUGAUAGAGUUCAACAAAAAUAUUCCAGAUUUCAGUAUUUUUUCAUUAUGAUUGAUGUUGAUCUUAAGCCAAAAAAGAGUUGAAUAAUUAGGAUUUUCUGCAAAAGUAAAAUGUAGAAAUGUAAAGUAAUCAAACAAUUCAGUGCCUUAACCGAACACUUACCUGAGAAAAGAUUAUACACCACUUUCUUAAAUAUUUACAAGUAAUUUUUUUCUGACAUUUUGUCUGACAUUGUGUCCAUCACAGUUAUAUCCCAGGUUACAAAACAAGUUUAGAAAAAACCUCACAUAAUUAGCAUAAUAGUGCAUAUAAUUAUUUAUAUUUUAUUUUAAAAACAGGUUAGCAAGUGUCACCUCUAAUGACUCUGAUAUGUGCGCUGGUGAAGAGUUCCUCUGUGUAGCUCAAGCACGUUCGAGGUAGACACGGUGCUCAGGUCUUCACACUCAUCCCUUAAACCGUCUUGACAUUACAUUUCAGUAGCUUCAUCUUGGACAUCAUACAACACUCUGUUCAUGAGUUUAUAUUAACAAUAACAGAUAUGCCUCGCAGGUUUCUGUGCACAUUGUGGUCCCAUAAUAUUUUAAUGAGAAUUUGCUCAUUGUUCCAGGCGUUAUGAGCAUUACAAAAUGUGUUUCUGAUAUAUGUGAAUGAGUGAUCUUACAGAAUCGCUGCUGUGUGAACCACGCUGGACACGUGUUGCAUGGUGCUCUGGAGGACAUUAUGUUCAGUGUACUGUGAGGUGUGUUUACUGCGACUAAGACCAGUGUUUCAAACACAGUGUCAUUGUCGUCCUUUACACUCAGCGACUUUACAUUUCAGAUUGCACAACUGUUGUUUCCAUGAGACGACUGUAGUUACUGCAUUUGUGCUCUGUAAAUAAAAGUGACACUUUAUUUCUUUCCAUCAUUACACUGGUGCAAGUAACUUCAUUGCUGACUGAAGUGAGUAUCCUGUUACACACCCCCAUACACGCCGCGCCACAAUGAGAGAGUCAGUGGCUCUUAUUUUGGCUGAUCUCUCCUGAAUUGUAAGUCCUGUCAGGGGCUUUGAUUGAUAGUUGUGUUUAUCACCAUAUUAUUAAGUAAUCAGGCUCACCACAGCUGGGCCUGAAGCUCCUUAAUUCCAGCUAAAGCACACGGCUUCAUGCUAAUUAAAGGUUUGACGAAGGUGUUUAUUUUUGUGAAUUUUUAAAAUAUAGUUGUCUGUGUUUCUAUGAGAGUAUGCUGAUUGUUGCAUUUGUAUCCUUUCUGGAACAUUUAGUACCAACCUUUAGUGUUAUGUCAUCUGUAGAAAGAUCAUGGUUAUUAUUGACAAGGACAGUGGAGGGAAAACAUGCUGCAUAAACUCCAUGUAGAGUGUGAAAAUCUUGCUUUUAAGUACAUGACGAUAUGCAGUUCUACCUGUUCAAGAAAUGCACGGUACGCUAUCUCGGUGCAUAACAUGGGCGAGUCAGUCAGUCCAUGUUCUGUGUAUCAGCAGAGGUUCCCUCUCGCUUGGUUAAUAGAGCCUGCGGCAGGCUGCGUUUGUGUAUUCCUGAGGUAAACACAGUCAUGGCAAAGUGGACAUGCUGCUGAGUGUGUCCUGACUGGAGACAGAGAGCACUGUGGCACUGUACUGACUGAGACACUGGCAGCUCUCUAGAAGUAGGGUUAGUGUGAUGAAUUGCCAUUUGGUAAUGGGCCAUGUAUUAGGGUGAAAUAGCUCUUUUAAAAGCCCGAGCUCUGGCUGUUGUUAUGGGCAAUUUGAUUCAAGAAUCAAUCAGGUGGCAGAUGUUUCAUGUUGGAUCAGUCGACUCUGUCUUGCUCUCUCUUUCAACCAAAUGGAUGGAGAACUGCUUGAAUGACCGCAUGUAGCAAUGAUGGAAGUUCAUGCAGUCGAAAACAUCAGCGAUGCCAUAUUGUUUAAAGAAAAUCAUAGACAAAAACAAUUAAACCAGUUUUAGGAACUGUAUACACAAACUGAUUGAUCCUUAAACAAGGUGAAAUGUGACAUCCACUCCAGUGUCAGCUAGCAAGGCUUUACAGUGUGACAAAUACCUACAUUUGUGUACCCUGUACAUUCACAUUUAGGAGUUUUAGUGAAAUGCAUAAUGCAGAAAGUUUUUCGUAUCCCACACAAAUAUUUGGAGGUUUAGUGGUGUUAAUAGAAUUCUGAGGGUGUUUUGUAAAAUAAUAGUUCCCAAAUCUCCUGUUACUGUUACACUGUAUUUCUUACUACAUUAUAUGUUACAUACUACAUGUUAAUUUAUUUAUGUUUUUAGAUACUUAAAGGCUCAUCUUGACAUGAAUAUGUUCUACUGCUACAGUGCUAAUUAGCAUUUCUUUCACUUUUUCAUUAAAAUUUCGCUUAACACAAGUUAAAAUUUGUUGUCCCUAUUUCGUCUAGUCUUAUUAGAGCAGCUGUACUGUGUAUUUGCUUUGCUUUUCUCCAGUUUCAUCAUGCACCAGAUUGGUCUCAUCUAAUGUAAUCUAAUCUAAAAGUCAUAAGUCAGUAUGCAAAGACACAAACACACAAUAUAUAUUAAAAAAAGUCAUCACUCUGCCUUUUAACUGGACUCUGUCAACAACCUCUUUUGUUCUGAGUGGAGUUUCUUUGAUUAUAAAAGAUUAUAAUAAAAAAGCAGACUAAAAAUACAUG